Messenger RNA from Laccaria bicolor S238N-H82, 1594 nucleotides. RefSeq lists its product as uncharacterized. The record is from RefSeq and is a predicted model, not a curated record. Lineage: Eukaryota; Fungi; Basidiomycota; Agaricomycetes; Agaricales; Hydnangiaceae. The transcript is spliced from 8 exons. The coding region runs from base 163 to 1479 and encodes 438 amino acids.
AGCGCUGUGCACUCAUCCACCCAACCACCUUACUCAGUGCAGGCCACUCGAGAGGUUCUUAUCUUCUACUACACUACAUUCACCUACGACCUACUCUAUCUUCCACGACUUUCAUCCACGAACGACCUCUAUCCACACACCCUCAUCAUCUAAACACACAACAUGGUCCAACUCACCACCACCACCGCCGCCGUCGCCGCCGCCGCCAUCCUCGCCGUCCCAGCCAUCGCUGGCCCAAUCCACGGCUCAUACCUUCAAUCCCGCUCCACCGAAAGCAACGAUGCACUGGAAGCACGAAUGAUCAAAGCUAUGAUCGACCUAGCCGCCCACGGCCCCGCUCGGAGCGUCAUCACCAAGCCUAUCAAAGACCAGGUGAAGGAGGCUGCCAAGGGAAACUCGGUACGACAACCCCACCAGCAGACGCUCUCCCAGAAGGUCUAUGAGCAGACACACAAUAAGGGCAGCAGCAGCGGCAGUAAGCAGGGCAAACGCGACCUCGAGCUGGAGUUGGAAGCACGCUACUUUGACGAUGACGUCUUGGAAUCGCGGAUGUUCAAAGCUGUAGUCGAUCUAGCCACCCACGGCCCCGCUCGGAGCAUGAUCACGAAGCCAGGCAAGGACCAAUUGAAGGAGGCUGCUAAGGGUCACUCGGUACAUCAACCUCACCAGCAGACACUCUCCCAGAAGGUCUAUGAGCAGACGCACAACAAAGGCGGAAGCAGCAGCGGCAGCAGCAAGCAGGGCAAACGCGAUUUGGAGGAACUCGAAGCGCGGAUGUUCAAAGCCGCAAUCGACGCUGUUACCCACGGCCCUGCUCGGAGCAUGAUCACGAAGCCAGGCAAGGACCAGUUAAAGGAGGCUGCUAAGGGCAACUCGGUGCAACAACCUCACCAGAAGACGCUCUCCCAGAAGGUUUACGAGCAGACGAACAAAGGCGGAAGCAGCAAGCAGGGCAAACGCGAUUUGGAGGAACUGGAAGCGCGGAUGUUCAAAGCCGCAAUCGACGCUGUUACCCACGGCCCUGCUCGGAGCAUGAUCACGAAGCCAGGCAAGGACCAGUUAAAGGAGGCUGCUAAGGGCAACUCGGUACAUCAACCUCACCAGCAGACGCUCUCCCAGAAGGUCUAUGAGCAGACGCACAACAAAGGCGGAAGCAGCAGCAGCAGCAAGCAGGGCAAACGCGAUUUGGAGGACAAGCAGGGCAAACGCGAUUUGGAGGAACUGGAAGCGCGGAUGUUCAAAGCCGCAAUCGACGCUGUUACCCACGGCCCUGCUCGGAGCAUGAUCACAAAGCCAGGCAAGGACCAGUUAAAGGAGGCUGCCAAGGGUAACUCGGUACAUCAACCUCACCAGCAGACGCUCUCCCAGAAGGUCUAUGAGCAGACGCACAACAAAGGCGGAAGCAGCAAGCAGGGCAAACGUGAUUUGGAUGAACUUGAGGCACGAUGGAUCUAUGAGGAUUUGGAUGAGCUUGACUGAGCGGGAUUUAUUCGUUAUUAUGAUAUGUACCUAUAUAUUGUGUUUUGGAAGGGAGGAUAAUAAAGCAAGGCUUUCAAUAAUUGUCCGACCUUGAAGUGUUUUCUGGAGAGGAUAA